AACCAAAAUUUCAGUCUUUAUAGGCAGGUAGUUAUUCGAUGUUUUUAUUCUUUCAUAAAUGAAAUAUUUUUUGUUUUUACAGAGAAUAGAGAUGUUGCUAUACGUUUGUAUCCUACUGAUUGCGGCACUCCAUGGAGGUCACGCAUCCCUCAUCGAUGACACCGCCAAUGAGGUCGAAGUUGUUGACGACGAGAUGAAGACAUCUUUGACAUCCCCACCCGGCGUUCAGAAUUUUCUCGGCGUUGGUUAUGACAUCAUCGAUGGAAACCCAGAAGGUGGAGAAAUCAACAACGGUGGCGUUGACCCAGGACUCAAGACUACAUUCCGUGUAUUUGACUUCACCUACGACAAGGGCAUUGAAAUGUAUGGUUAUGCUAUACCAGACCAAGUAAGCUAUGUCGAUAGACAGAGCUCCGUCUCAACCUCAUCACGUGACAUCUUUCAUGGGACUCAAAGUUACGUUCAAAAGUUGGAGAAGGAAAGCAAUAUCAGGGGAAGUGCAAAAAUCAUUCGUGGGAGAUUUUCUAAGAGCAAGAACUAUGAGUCGAUCCAGGCAGGGGUUGAAUACCGUGGACUGGUAUACUACGAGAACAAGACAGUUGCUUUAGAAGCAGAAGCUCGGUAUAACUGGGAGCUAGCUGAACAAGAACAGUACCCCCUUGACAAUGGGUUUGUAGUGGAGGCUUGUAGUCUGCCCGCAUCCUACAAUGAAACCAACUAUAUGCAGUUCGUGCAGAGAAGAGGAACACACGUUGUGACGUCAGUUAACCUCGGAAGUAGGAAGAUUGAGCGAUAUGAAGAAGAGACACAAGGAUUCGUCCACUAUGCCAGGGAAAAUGUAGCGAAGAGUACCUCCCUACGAGCUGGCUUCAUGGGUUACAGUAUUGGUCUAGCUGUUGAUAUGGAAGAAUUCAAGGCUAACCUAGGAUCUGGGAUGAAGUUCGGUUCCAAAACCCACACCUUCACAUCUGGUAGUUUUGAACCGAUCCACACUGGUCUUGAUGAGAUAGAUGAGGUCUUUAAGGCAGAGUAUUGGACAAGGUUUGAGGACUAUGUAGCUGCAGGAUUAUGUGAUCCUAGCUGGAUAGAUACUCGUGAGAGCGUCGCUAAGAACAUGAUGACUGCUCUGACAGGGUAUGCAGUCUGGAGGAACGCACAGGACGCUAUAGAUCAUAACUUGGUUGCCAUUCCCAUCACCUGGCCUAAGGGGAAGUACACACUUCCCAAGCCAACAACCGGUUGCCCCAAUGCCCACUUCACCUUCCCCGAUGGUUACCGCUACCAUGACACUGAGGAUAAGGAUAGCAACAACCACUGGUCCUCUUCUAAUCAUCUAGCUGGCUACAAGAACAAGAACAACAUGGAGCAUUGGUUCUGCUCCAAGACCAGGGAGGAAGAGGAUAUCUAUGACUGGGCUUUCCAGCCAGGGAAGUACUGCGUGAUGAGGAAAGGUUCUAGCUGUCCUGCCGGUCUCAAAAGUGGAAGCAUAUAUUGGGACGAUGAGGACGAUAGCAAUAAGAACCGUUAUGGAGGUGACAUGCCUUCAGGUGGCUUUGGUAGUAACACACAAAUCGACUACUGCUGUAGGACAGACGGGGAACCAUCAGUACCUAUAUACCUGCCAACAGACAAUAACUUCCUCUUGAUGAAGUACAAUCACCAAUGUCAGCAGGUACAUGGAAUGAGAGUGUCAGGUGAAUAUCUUCGAUGGGAUACUGAAGAUCGUAAGAACAAAGACGACGCCUGGGGCUACCAUGCGUACACAGGAAGUGGUAUCGUCAUUGAAUACUGCUACUAUCAACCAGAAUAGACAUGUCACUAUUAAUGGGGGCGUCGCA
Strongylocentrotus purpuratus (purple sea urchin) is the source of this 1838-nucleotide messenger RNA. RefSeq lists its product as uncharacterized. The coding region runs from base 59 to 1810 and encodes 583 amino acids. Gene Ontology annotation, cellular component: membrane. Gene Ontology annotation, molecular function: wide pore channel activity. The record is from RefSeq and is a predicted model, not a curated record. The transcript is spliced from 10 exons. Lineage: Eukaryota; Metazoa; Echinodermata; Echinoidea; Camarodonta; Strongylocentrotidae.